Ordospora colligata OC4 is the source of this 414-nucleotide messenger RNA. RefSeq names its product ribosomal protein S12. The coding region runs from base 1 to 414 and encodes 137 amino acids. The transcript has a single exon. The record is from RefSeq and is a predicted model, not a curated record. NCBI's taxonomy places the organism in Eukaryota, Fungi, Microsporidia, Ordosporidae.
AUGAGCGAGGUUCAGGAGCUAAUGGUAGAACCCGAGAAAACGACUACAAUUGAGGAUGCGCUUAAAAAGGUGUGUAUGGUGUCCAGAACGUACUGCAAACUUAGCAAAGGAACCAAGGAGACGCUCAAGAAGAUCCUUUCUGGACAGAUGAGAUUUGUGAUGCUUGCAAAGGAUGCAGAUCAGAAGAUAAAGACAAUUGUGAUGGAUCUUGCAAGCAAGGCCAAUGUGCCUGUGGUUCUGAUUGAGACCAGGGCUGAUCUUGGAAAGAUUGUUGGUGUUGUUGAGAUCAACGAGGAGGGAAAGAGCAGCGGCGGAAAGGGUUGCUCGGUGGCAGGAGUCCAGGAUUACUGUGAGCAGACUAUGGAAGCAGGGUUUGUGCAAGCAGCGCUACUGACGGGGGUUUUGUCUAAAUAA